Mastomys coucha (southern multimammate mouse) is the source of this 939-nucleotide messenger RNA. RefSeq names its product taste receptor type 2 member 103-like. Gene Ontology annotation, molecular function: G protein-coupled receptor activity; bitter taste receptor activity. The coding region runs from base 1 to 939 and encodes 312 amino acids. The transcript has a single exon. Gene Ontology annotation, cellular component: membrane. Gene Ontology annotation, biological process: sensory perception of taste; G protein-coupled receptor signaling pathway; detection of chemical stimulus involved in sensory perception of bitter taste. Lineage: Eukaryota; Metazoa; Chordata; Mammalia; Rodentia; Muridae. The record is from RefSeq and is a predicted model, not a curated record.
AUGGUGGUGACAUUGAGGGCCAUCCUACAGGUAACAUUGAUAACUAUUGUAAUUGUGGAGCUUAUCAUAGGAAUUUUAGGAAAUGUAUUCAUAGCUCUGGUGAACAUCAUAGACUGGGUUAAAAGAGGAAAGAUCUCUGCAGUGGAUAAGACAUACACAGCCCUCGCUAUUUCCAGGACUGCUUUUGUAUUGUUGCUAAUCACAGGGCUCUUGGUAUUGGUAUUGGACCCAGCUUCAUUGGGAAUGAGAAGAGUAAUAAGACUCCUUACUAUUUCCUGGACAGUGACCAAUCAUUUCAGUGUCUGGUUUGCAACAUGCCUCAGCAUCUUUUAUUUUCUCAAGAUAGCCAAUUUUUCAAACUCUAUUUUUAUUGCUCUCAAACGGAAAGUUAAAAAAGUGGUUUCAGUAACAUUGGUGGUAUCUCUAAUAAUCUUGUUUAUGAACAUUGUAGUUAUAAACAUAUUCACGGAGAGACUUCAAGCAAACAUACUCCAGAACUGUAGUACAAGUAACACUUUAAAAGCUUAUGGAUUCUUUUUAUUCAUUAGCACUAUGUUUACACUCAUCCCAUUCACUGUGUCCCUGACAAUGUUUCUUCUGCUCAUCUUCUCCCUAUGGAGACAUCUGAAGACCAUGCAUCACAAUGCCACAGGCUCCAGAGAUGUCAGCACAGUGGCCCACAUAAAAGGCUUGCAAACUGUGGUCACAUUCCUGUUACUAUAUACUGCUUUUUUUGUGUCACUUCUUUCACAGUCCUUGAAUAUUAGUACUCAGCAUACAAACCUUCUUUCUCAUUUCUUACGAAAUAUAGGAAUAGCUUUUCCCUCUGGCCACUCCUGUAUCCUGAUUCUUGGAAACAGCAAGCUGAGGCAGGCCUCUCUUUCUGUAAUAGUGUGGCUGAGAUGUAAGUACAAACAUAUAGAGAACUGGGGUCCCUAA